AGACACUACUACUACUACGUAUAUGUUAGGAAUCCAUAUUAUCAUUCCAAAAACGAAUCAAAAUUUGAUUCAGAAUCAUCAUCAAUCAAUCAAUAAAUCUUCUCUGUUCAAUUCAUUUGAUUCGGUGAGGAAAAAACAAAAAGAAAGAAAGAAAUGAAUUCGGAAAAUUUGCUAGUUUCAGCGGCCAUUAACAUAGGCCUAGCCAUGUUCAUACUUACUCUGUUCUCUAUACUGAAAAAACAGCCUUCAAAUGCACCAAUUUAUUAUGCACGUCGGAUUUCCCUCAACCACAACAUCCCUUUUGCACAGGGUAUCACUCUGCGCAGAAUUCUCCCUUCAUUUGAUUGGGUUCGCACCGCUUUUCAUGUUUCUGAGGAUGACAUACUUCAGCAAUGUGGCCUUGAUGUGCUCGUCUUCAUUAGACUGCUUAAAUUCGGGAUCAAUUUCUUUACAGUGUCCAGCAUUGUUGCCUUAUCGAUUUUGCUUCCACUUAAUUACACUGGCAAUGAAACAACAGAAAGUUCGCCCUCUCAUUCAUUGUAUCCGUUUACAAUAUCUAACGUUAGAGAAGGUUCUAAUCGGCUCUGGGUGCAUUUUUCAUGCUUAUCUUUUGUUUCUUGCUACGGAUUAUACCUAUUGUACAAGGAAUAUCAUGACAUCUGGUUGAGAAGGACUAAGAAGCUACAUGACCUAAGGCAUCGCCCAGAUCAAUUUAGCAUCCUAGUUCGCCAGAUCCCGUUUUGCAAUGAGCACAAGGCUUAUGCUUGCUGUUUGGAUGCCUUCUUCUCUAAACUCUAUCCUUUUUCUUAUCAGUCUAACCAAAUUCUCUAUGAUUGUAAGGAACUUGAGAAAUUGUUGGUCCAGGCUGAAUCCCUAAAGAAAAGGAUCAAUAAUUCAAGUGAGGAUUCAGAGGCCCACAUGUAUGGGAGGAAAUCCCAUUCAUUAAGCACAUUGAGGGAUAAUCCAAAAGUACGAAAGCUUGAGGAAAUGCUUCAGGACACACUUCACAAAAUAUGCUAUUUAAAGAGUGAUAAUAUGCGUAUGAAAAAGGAGUUGCCAGUUGCUUUCAUCACGUUCAGGUCACGGUUGGGUGCAGCGUUAGCCGCACAGUCACAACAGAACCCUAAUCCAUUGUUGUGGAUUACAUCACCUGCUCCGGAACCAGGGGAUGUACUAUGGAGUAACUUGGCCAUUCGUUAUAGACUUCUGCCACUUUAUGAGAUCAUUGUCUUUUUGGCGGCAUCACUUCUUACAGUGUUCUUCGCCAUUCCAGUCACAGCUGUUCAAGGAAUUGCAAAAUUUGAAAAACUAAGAAAAUGGUUCCCACCUGCUAUGGCUUUGCAGUUAAUACCAGGAUUGAGGUCCUUAGUGACAGGGUAUCUGCCGAGUGUUAUUCUGAGUUUGUCUAUGUAUGUCGUUCCCUUCUGCAUGAUUGGUAUUGCUCAGUUGGCGGGUUUCGUGUCAAGAAGUGAAAAAGAUAUAAGAGCCUGCAAUAUGGUCUUCUAUUUUCUUGUAGGCAAUGUAUUCUUCUUAAGCUUGUUAUCGGGAUCCUUACUUGAUCAAAUCGGGGAGUAUUUUUCCCAUCCUAAAGAAAUCCCUAAUCGGCUUGCAACUGCGGUCUCUGCACAAGCAGACUUCUUUAUGACUUAUAUUUUGACAAAUGGGCUGUCUGGAUUUUCUGUGGAGGCUCUCCAACCUGGAUUGUUCACUUGGGAUUUGAUUAAAUCUCACACAUGGCAACGUGGAAAGCAUGAAAAUGCAUAUCUCUACUCUCUACCUUAUUACCGAACUAUUCCCUUCAUUUCUGUUUGUUUGCUGAUUGGCAUGGUAUAUGCAGUAGUCUCUCCCUUGCUUCUCCCGUUUCUCGUUGGGUACUUCCUAUUAGGAUACCUUGUUUUUGUUAAUCAGAUACAAGAUGUUUAUAUUACUUCUUAUGAGACAUGUGGUCAGUACUGGCCAUGCAUUCAUAACUAUAUUGUUGUUGCCAUCGUGCUUAUGCAAAUAACGAUGGUUGGUCUUUUUGGACUAAAGUCGAAGCCCUCAGCCUCCAUCUCGACCAUUCUUCUGCUUAUUCUCACUAUUAUUUUCAAUGAAUAUUGCAAAAGGCGAUUUUCUCCAACGUUUCACAACUAUCCUGUGGAGGAAGCAAAGAAGAACGAUGAAUUUGAUGAGCACCAUGGUUUAGCAAAUGAACACUGGCCGUUGGCAGCCAAUGCUUAUUGUCCUCCUUGCUUAAGGCCGCCGGGUUUUGAAGUUGAAAAUACAGGCGUGAUGGAGCCAUUAAUAUAUUCAACCUAAAGAUUUUGUGAGACUUUUUCUUUUCCCCCUUUAAAAGAAAGAAAGAUGAUAGCUUAGGUAUAACAUUUCUUAUACGAUGGCACCGUAUAUUGUACAUGUAGAGCCUACAUUUUGAGGAUUUUUGAUACAGAAAGGAAAUGCAGCUGGUGUGCCAAAUGCAAAUUGUGCUAACAUAUGUGCUACAUAGACUCUGUUUUGUCAAUUAGACGUUUUAAGAAAUUUGCGUUGGAUAUUAAAUUGAUAAUAGCAAAUAAUUUGAGAUCUUGUUAUUAAAACCUUCAGAGGUAUGUAUCUUCACA
This is a messenger RNA of Oldenlandia corymbosa var. corymbosa, 2597 nucleotides long. The record is from the annotation of a GenBank genome assembly. NCBI's taxonomy places the organism in Eukaryota, Viridiplantae, Streptophyta, Magnoliopsida, Gentianales, Rubiaceae.